Molecule: messenger RNA, 4809 nt
Organism: Rotaria sp. Silwood1
Lineage: Eukaryota; Metazoa; Rotifera; Eurotatoria; Philodinida; Philodinidae
Source: the annotation of a GenBank genome assembly
AUGUCAUCAAUGACAGGAGUGCGCAAAGCACGUUCAACAAAUGUGACUUCAACACCACCUGUAAUAUCUACAACUCAGGAUGAAUCCACUAUACUCGAUGAUCUUCGUAGAAAUCUUCAUUGUCCAAUACAAUUUAUAAAUAUUUAUAAUCAAUGUUAUCAAAUAACAAAUCUUCGAUCAACAUUAAUUGAAAUUCUUUGUAAUAUAUUAUCAAAUUCAGUAAAUGUUGAUAUUAAAAUUCUUAUAUUCAUUCUUGAUGCUUUAAUAACAAAUCAUACAAGUUUACUUAUAGAAUUAACUGAUAUACAAUUUAAACAAGAUUUAUUACCAUUUAUUAAACGUAUAUUAUUAAAAACUGAAGAUAAUAAUAAUGAUUUAUUAUUAUUAACUUUACGAUUUCUUAUUAUACUAAUUGAGAAUUAUUCAAAUUUAUUAAAUUUAACAUUAACAGAAUGGUUAUCAAGUAUAUUAUAUUUUGUUGUUACACAUAUAUCAUCAUCAUCAUAUAUAAUUUAUGGUGAUAUAGUUAUUGAGUUACUUACAAAAAUAGUCAAAAAUUUUACACCAUUACCAAAGGAAAUUGUUGAUGUAUUAGGUCGAUCACCAUCAUCAAUUAUAUCGACACAUUUUCUUACGCAAUUGAAAACAUGGGUUAAACUUGUUGAUGAUACUAAAUUAGCUUUAUUUGCUAUACAUUUAUGGGAACCAUUAGCUGCACUUCUUAGUCGAUUAUUAACACGUGGACAUACGAAAGGAAAUGAAAUGUUAGCUGUUAUGCAAGAUGCAUUUAUCGUUGGUAAUUAUUCAAUACGUGCUGCUGCAUUUUCUUCAUGGGCAUCAUUUAUGUCACAUAUAUAUCGGUCAGAUUUAAAUUUACAUAAUGAUGAUAUUCAUCAACAACAAUUAUAUAAUCGUUUAUUAAAAUUAUUUCUAACACCUUUUCUACCUGAUUAUACAUCAAAAAAUAAAUCAGCAUCAAUAGCUAAAUGUCGUGCAUGGUUAAUAUUACUAUCAGCAUAUCCAACACAUAUUGAUGAUGUUGUUUUACCGUUUCUUUCAUUUGCAUUUGGUUAUCAUAUGACAUCUAAAACAACAUGGUGGUUAGAAUGUCGUCAUAUAGGUGAACAAUAUCUUCAUGAUAUAUUAAUUGAUACAACAAAUGGUGAAUAUAUUAUUAAAAUUGCUGGUGAACAAAUACUUAAUUAUUUAUUUGAUACAAUUGUUGAUGAAUUAAUAGAAAAUACAAUAGAUGAAAAUAAAUCUUUAGGUUUAAUAUGUUGGAAUUCUUAUUUAACUCAUCUAACACAUUUAUUAAUAUCAAAUAAUACUAUUAAUGAUAAUCAACGUGCAAUAAUAAAUACAUGUCUUUUAACACGUAUUGAACAAUUAUGGAUUGAUUCACGUAUAUCAACUCGAUAUUUAUUAAAAUUAUUUAAUACAUUUGAACAAACAGGUUUUCCUCUGGCUAUUGAAACAGUAUUACGUGAUUCAAGUAUAAGAACAAAAACUUUAUCAGCUACACAAAAUAAUCCAUUACAAGAAAAAUUUUCAUCAUCAGAUCAAUCUUCUUCAGCUCGUACAACAUUAUCUGAUCAAUAUCUUCAUAUGAUGUUAGAACAUUCAAUUCGUUUUAAUAAUGAUAAUGAUCAAACAAUUGAAGAAACAUAUCUUCAUAUAUUAUCAUAUUUAAUUGAUACAUUAUCAAAAACAUCUGAUCAUAAUUUUUGUCAUCAAACAUGUUCAUUAUUACUUAAAUGUUCAGUUGAAUUAACAGUUCAACCAUUAAAAAUUUCAUUUUUAUUUUGGCAUAUAUGGUUACGUUGUUCAACACAUUUAAUUAAUAUACUUAAUCGUACACGUACAAUUGAUGAAAAUAAUCAACAACAAGAAACAACUAUUGAAUUAUUACUUCGUCCAUUAUCAUUUUCUGAUAGUCAAAAUCUUGAUUAUUCAUAUACAUUAAUAUGGACACAAUUAUUUAAAGCAUUAUGUCGUUUAAUAUUACUUGAUGGUAAACAAUUAAUUAAUUUAUAUAUUGAAUUAUUUCGACAUACACCUGUUUUUCAACAAGCAAUAAAUGAUAAUAAUAAUCAACGUUUAUUUGGUUUUAUAUUAACAAUAAUAAAAUGUUUAUUAAAAAAUUUUAUCGAUAUAGAUUUAUUAAAUAUAUCAAAACGUUUAUUAUCAUCAAUUGUACUUUGUUAUACACAAUUAUCAAUUAUAAUUAAUUCUAUAUUACAACGUUUAUUAUUAAAUAAUAAUAUUGAUAAUAUUCAAUGGUUAUUUAUUUGUUAUUGUUUAUUAAAAUCAAAUAAAAUUACAACAAAUGAACAAUCAAAAUCAAUUGUAUUUACAUAUGUACGUGAUCUUAUUGUUGAUUUAUUUAAUUUAUGUAAAACAUGUUCACAAUUAGAAAUUAUUUUAACUAAUUUAACACAUUUACAAACAUUUCUUACAAUAUAUGAACAAAUAUCAAUAACAACAACAACAUCAACGUCGAAUUCAUCACCUGUCUUAGUUAAUAAACAACAACAAACAGAUAAUAUUAUAUUAAAUAAAAUUCUAUCAACAUUACAUACUGUAUAUGAAUCAUCAAAUGGUUUAUCUCUUUUGCAACUUAUUUAUCCAUUAUUAAUAAUUGCUUUUCAACAUAGUAAAACAAUAAUUAGAAAUAAAGCAAGAAAAUGUUGGAAUGAAACAUUUGGACGUUUAACAUUUAUUGUUUAUCCAAAUGAACUUAGAGCGUGUCUUCGUGAUCUUAAAGAUAAAGAACAUUUAUUAUUACCAUGUUUUCUUGCUGAUCAUGAUAAUAGUAAUACAUCUGGUAGUGGUAUAUUACCAAAUAGUACUGAUGAAAGUCAAUUAUCUCAACAAGUUGAUAUAGUAACCCCAUUAAUAAAACCUCAACAAUCAUCUUCGGAACAUUUUCAUUCACCAUAUUUAUCAACAACUCGUUUAGAUAAUAUCGAUCAAAUUGAAUCAAAAUUUGUUCCAAUAGCAAAUAAUAUCAAUCAUGAUAAUCAAUCUGAUUCUCCAGUUGUUAUUAAUAAACGUAUAUCAUCAACAUCGACUUGUUUAACAGAAAAUCAAAAAGAAAAAUUACGUACACAUCAUGUAAUACCAUUACUUUGUGAUGAUAAUAGUAAUACACAAUCAUUAUCAUGUACAAUGGAUACACCAACAAUUGAAAGUAUGAUGACAACAUAUCAACUUCGUAAUACAAAUAAUGGAAAUAAACAAUCCACUACUGGCAAUAGUAUAUCUCUAUUUAAACAACCAAUUUCAAAUAUUUCAAUUGAUUCAUCACAAGAGAAUAAUACAACAGCUGAAUCAUCAUCACCGUCGCUACCAACAUCAUCAACAAUCAUAACAGAAAAUGAAAAUUCAUCUGAACAAAUACUAACAAACAAUAACGAAGAUGAUAUACCUGAAGAAUCAUCUAUUUCGAAAAAACUUCGUCGUUCACGUCGUCCAUCAACAUCUGCACGUAAAAGUUUAGCAAAUAAUUCAAAGAAAAAACGUACUAUUUCAUCAUCAAAUGUAGUAUUGACAACUGUUCCAUCAACUACAAAUGAUCCUUCAUCAUCAUCAUCAUCAAAUAUUGAAAUAAUUAAAACACGUCCAUUAAAAAGUAUUCUUAAACGUUUAUCACCAACAAAACCUCGACAAGAUCAUACACGUCAUGUUGCUUUUCAUGAUCAAGUUAAAGUUUUAUUAUUUGCAUCACCAGCACGUCGUGAUAUUAAUAAUCAACAACAAAAAAAGAAAAGUCCUAAUAAAGAUGAAAUUAAAAAUGUAUUAUCAAUAACAACUCGACGUUCAAAUUUAAUCAAUACUAAUGAACAAAUAUAUCAUAAUAAUAAUAAAACACGUUCAUCAAAAUUAUUUAAUUUUUCUGAUGAUACAAAACCUGAAUUAUCUCCGAAGGCAAAUAAAAUUGAAGAACUACGUCAAAUAAAACCUGUUGAACCAAUCUAUCCAGCAUUAAUUGAUUGUGAUAAACCAUUAGAUUCUCUAAUUCAUGUAGUAUAUGGUGGUGUAUGUCCUACAAAUGCAAUUAAUUAUUUUCAUUCAAUCAAAAUGAAUACUGUUGGUGAUAUAGCACGAUCAACAGCUGCACAAAUUGAAGUUUAUCCAAUACCACCACCAAAAUUAGCUAAUAUUCAAAAAGCACUUUUAUUAUAUCAAGAACGUCUUAUAAAUUCUCCAUCAUUAUCACCAAUUAUAGGUACAAAUGGGGAAUCUCUUACACCAAUUGCAAGUACAUCUGAAGAAUCAAUUGCUAUCAGUGAUGGUACAUUUACAAAAGAAGCAUCAUCAUUACCACCACCAUCAACAACAACAACAAAUAUUACUGAUCCACAUCAUCCAAUGUAUGAUGUUGAUACAUUAAUCGAUAGUCUUGAUUAUGAACGACUAUAUUUAAAUGAUAAUAAUGAUAUUGAUGAUGAUAUCGCACCAGCAUCAACAAAUCAAAUUGAUUUUAUACGUACAAGACGUCAAAUAGCUUUAGCAAAUCGUGAUGAACAAAUGUCACCACAAAAACGUCGUUUAUCAUUAACAAACAAAGAUGAAGAACGUAUUGAUAAUCAAGAAGAAGAAGAAGAUGAACAAAUUGCAUCAAAAAAACAAACUAUUGUAAAUAGAACACUCGGUGAACGUUUACAAAAAGCAGCUGAUAUAUUUAAAAUUAAUGGUUACCUUCCAUUUGAUGAUGAUUAUAUUGAAUUAGUACGACACUUAUUUAAUAAUUCAUCAUUAACACAUCUUGAACGAUUACAUUUAAAAAGUUUAUUUCUUGAUAAUUAG